Messenger RNA from Penicillium nucicola, 1440 nucleotides. Its product is annotated as fungal specific transcription factor domain-containing protein. Bases 1 to 1440 code for a protein of 479 amino acids. The record is from RefSeq and is a predicted model, not a curated record. Gene Ontology annotation, cellular component: nucleus. Lineage: Eukaryota; Fungi; Ascomycota; Eurotiomycetes; Eurotiales; Aspergillaceae. The transcript is spliced from 5 exons.
AUGUACGAUUCCUCUGUGCGUGGCUGUCAGGAUAAUGAUACGCAUGGCUCUUUGCUUGGGUUAUCGCGUCAAAUAUUUGCCAACACUUCAGAGGAGGUUCGAACAACUUCAACAAUGGAUUUGUCGCACUAUUUCGAUUCAACAGCGGCAAGAUGGGACACAAUUGGGCUUCUCUUUGUGCUGUUAGGGUCCUCAUUAUUUCAUGUUCGUGACGAUGACCCAAUCUUCACACAUCGAAAUCCAUGGAAGCUCGAAAAAAGUCAAUUGAGAAGCGUUGCUGUCACCGUCAGUGAAACCUGCUGGCAGUUUUGUAACGCCACCGGAACAGUCAGUGAUGCUCUUUGCUGGCUGACGACCCAGCAAAUUUCUCUUCUAGCUAUAAUGUUUGGCUACACUGACUACCGAGUCUGGCAAAAGCUUGGAGAUAUCUCCACUGUCAUUUACGGAUUUGGCUUACAUCAGUCAGGAGAACAUGUGGACCAAAGCAUUCCAUUCUUCCUAGCUGAACUACGAAAACGGGUCAUGGCCUAUGCUCUCCCCCUUCCUCUUGAUAUCUCAUACGAUGAAUUGGUCCGACCCCGAAGGGACGGAGACAGAACAUUUCCCAAGAUGGACGCUAACGGAUGGAAUACUGAAGGCAAACUAACUGUUGCCGCCAAACUUCGUGUCGCACUUCUGGCGUGUCUAUUACGAGAAAGUAUCCUUGAAUUAUCUUUAAGCCCUGAUACAAGGGAUAUACCAUCCAGAGUCGAAAAACUGAUUCAAGAAUCUCGACAGAUACAAAGUGAUCUUCCUUUAUUCAUGCAGUGGUCUCCCGAGCAAGCUGCUGCGGGUGUUUACAUCUCCUCCCGAGACGAAGGCCGCGCAUUCGCACAUAUAGAAUUCACCUACCAGGAGUUUUUGCUCCACCGAAUCCUAUUAAAACGUGUUGGGACAGCGUCUCAAGGUCUCAUUGAAAGCUCCCUUGAGCUUAUCACUACGCUGGUGGACACUACCAUUGCCGUGAAGUCAAGAUCUGAUAAAUCAGCGGUGGGGAUUUCGUGGGAUUUAUGCUACGUCGGUCUUCCAGCCGCAGGCAUCCUAACGUCGAAACUACUCUCCGAUCACAGCUCUGGAACAUCGUUUCCUUCUCUAGCACCAUUUUCUGCAAACGUUCGCACGCUUAUCAUUAAAAAGCUCGGUUCAUAUGUUUCUCAUCUGACGUUUCAGGUACAGCCGUACCAAGGAAAUUAUGAGAUCGUACAACAAGGUGCAACAUAUAUUCGUUGGGUGCUUGAAAAAAUCCACUCCACUAUAUCCUCUGAAACUGCUACAUUGAGUUCAGACUUUGAUCUGCCCGAGAGCUGGCUCGAUGAGUGUGACUCACAGGGUAACCCUGACUUCAUGACAUGGUUUGAUAAUAUCCAGUGGGCUCAAGACUCUCUUUUCAGCUUCACAUAG